UCUCACCUUCAUGAGGCUUAAGGAACGUACGGUUGAAUGUGCCUGGUGCACUGUUGAUUUCUGUGGUCAAACUGAAAAGAGAUGAGUGGACGUUCUUCAGGAAGGGUGGCCAGCAUCCUGGCACCUCCAGCAGAGAAGUGGUUCUGCUUGAUGCACAAGAGAAUGUUGGUCAGGUCACAGUUUAGACAUCCCCGACUCAGAGGCAGGCACUGGGGGCUGAUGAUUCUGUGAACUCUGGCACGUUCUCAUGGCCAGCCCUUGAACACCCACACGUGCACACCCUGCACAAAAAAACAGAAACAGCGCUUUCAAGAUGCUUGUGCACCCAGCGAAGCAAAGAAGCGGAUUCUUUGUCUCCCAGAAAGUGGACACUUGGUCCUUCGUGAAAGUAUGUUAGCUGACUCUGCUGUGCUUUCUGACCUAUUCGACCCUUCCCUCCAGUGAAGAGUGCUGGAACCAGCUGGGUCUCACAGGACUCGUCCACUCCUCUCAAGGGGUGAUGAGGGACGUUAAUCCUUGAUUCAGAUGAAAGACUGGUCUGUCAACCUGAGUGAAUUCUUUUUAGAACACAGCAAGACUUGUAUAGUUAACCAAGUUUCCACAGGUUCCUCAAGUCCUUUCUGUGGAAACUCCCCCCAGUGCAAUUGAGAACAGCAGUUUUCCAACUUUGGUGCAGAUCAGGAACAUCUACAACUUUGUUAACAUACAAGCUUCUGGGCCCCAUCCUCAAAGCUUCUGAUUCAGCAGUGCGUGAGGCGGGCAGCGCCGUCGAGGCAGACAUGCCGGUGAAGAGCGUCCCGGCGUGGGAGCCGCGUGCUAAUGACACGCGGGAGAAGGCCGGCCCACCAGCCCCUGGGAAAGAUGAGACUUCUCGGACUGCGCCCGGCGGCGAGCAGGCCUUGGUGGGCCCUGGAGUCGGGGCUGAGGAGGCGCUGGAGGCGUCGGCGGCGGUGACAGGCACAGCCUGGCUGGAGGCCGACAGCCCAGGCCUGGGCGGAGUGACCGCAGAGGCGGGCAGCGGCGACACCCAGGCCCUUCCAGCCACGCGCCCGACACCCGACGAGGCCCUCGGGCCGUCCUCGACAUCCCCAGCCACCCUCGAGGCUACGGAGGCCAGCGAACCACCCUCCCCCACCCCUGGCGACAAGCCGAGCCCAGGCCCUGAACUCCCCAAGGAGAGCCCCAUGGAGGUUUGGCUGAACCUGGGAGGCAGCACACCUGACCCUCACGGGCCAGAGCCCACGUACCCCUUUCAGGGCACAUUAGAGCCCCACCCAGAGUCAGAUAUAAUUGACAUCGACUACUUCGAAGGAUUGGAUGGUGAGGGCCGUGGCGCCGACCUGGGGAGCUUCCCUGGGUCGCCAGGUACCUCAGAGCACCACCCUGAUCCCGGGGGAGAGACCCCUUCCUGGAGCCUGCUUGACUUGUACGAUGACUUCACCCCCUUUGAUGAGUCUGAUUUCUACCCUACCACAUCCUUCUAUGAUGACUUGGAUGAAGAGGAGGAAGAAGAGGAGGACAAGGAUGCAGUGGGAGGCGGAGACCUGGAAGAUGAAAAUGACCUUCUAGUGCCCACUGAGAAGCCUGGUCUGGGGCCCGGGACAGGCCAGCCCACCAGUCGGUGGCACGCUGUCCCUCCGCAGCAUACUCUGGGGAUGGUCCCUGGCAGCAGCAUUGCCCUCAGGCCCCGCCCAGGAGAGCCAGGCAGGGACCUGGCCCCAAGCGAGAAUGGCACCGUGUGCCGCAGUGGCUUUGUGAGACAUAACGGCUCCUGCCGGUCGGUGUGCGACCUCUUCCCAAGUUACUGUCACAAUGGCGGCCAGUGCUACCUGGUGGAGAACAUUGGGGCCUUCUGCAGGUGCAACACACAGGACUACAUCUGGCACAAGGGGAUGCGCUGCGAGUCCAUCAUCACCGACUUCCAGGUGAUGUGCGUGGCCGUCGGCUCGGCCGCCCUCGUGCUGCUCCUGCUCUUCAUGAUGACGGUGUUCUUCGCCAAGAAGCUCUACCUGCUCAAGACAGAGAACAGCAAGCUGCGCAGGACCAACAAAUUCCGGACCCCUUCUGAGCUCCACAACGAUAACUUCUCCCUGUCCACCAUUGCUGAGGGCUCUCACCCAAACGAUGAUUCUAGUGCUCCCCACAAAAUCCAGGAAGCUCUCAAGUCCUGCCUGAAAGACGAGGAGCCAUUUAACAUCCAGAACUCCAUGUCGCCCAAACUCGAGGGUGGCAAGGGUGACCAGGCCGACCUGGAGGUGAACUGUCUUCAGAACAACUUAACCUGAAG
Dama dama (fallow deer) is the source of this 2287-nucleotide messenger RNA. RefSeq names its product chondroitin sulfate proteoglycan 5 (gene CSPG5). The record is from RefSeq and is a predicted model, not a curated record. NCBI's taxonomy places the organism in Eukaryota, Metazoa, Chordata, Mammalia, Artiodactyla, Cervidae. The coding region runs from base 780 to 2285 and encodes 501 amino acids. Gene Ontology annotation, biological process: nervous system development. The transcript has 5 exons.